AUGGAAAGCAUGAGAAGCCGAUUUUGCUCUACGCUUGGGCAGGUUUACAAGAUAAUUGGGUCCUCGCCUCUAGUUCCUGUGUUUUUGUCUCUAACAUACUUCACAAGGGGAAUAAAGACAGGAUACUACACAUACGGAAUAAUUGCAUCGGGAAUUCUGCUGGGACUGUCUCUAUAUGUCGUCGAAUACAUAGGAAAGAAAAGAGAGGAAGAAGAAAGACCGAAGUCUUUGGGGGACAUAUCGAAGGGAUUUUCAAGGCCGUUAUCUGAGGCUGUCGAUGUGUUGGCAAUAUUGUCGAAGUACACAACGCUUCUCAUCAUAGUAGAUGUAUUUUUCAAUGUGCUGUUCAUCUACUUCCCCUUUCUGGACGAGAUCAGGAAAUCGAUGGCUGUAUACAAGAUAUUAUUUGGCCUGGGAUCUGCGUUGGUGGGGCUGACCUUAUAUGUUUUUUCUACGUUCAGCAGGAAGAUGUUUCUUGCCGUCUCCGCGUCGGCCAGUAUUCUCUUUGUAGCUGCAGUGGUGAUUGGAUACUUCCUAGGGAUGAACUCUGCCCUUUCGAAGCCGUCGUACUCUCGGGGAAAUCUUCUCCCAUCAUUCUUCUGGGUAACCACCAUAGCAUUCUAUACGAUGGAGUUCGUGUCCGGGGGAGUCAAGAUCGUAGGCGAGUCGACGCACAGGGAGAGUGCAAAGUAUGUAGCUGCUGGAAGCAUGCUAUCUGUUUCUGGAAUGUAUCUGAUUCUACUGCACUCGGCAGGAUGGAUAAGAUCCAACUACAACUCGCUUGACAUCCUAAAUCUCAUAUUCCUCAAGUCAUCCAAGCUUAACACUUACCUGCGAAAGUCCACGAUUGAUAAGUAUUGCAUUACAACCAAGGCGAUGUGCAUCUUCAUUCCAGUCAUAUGCAUUUCUCUGUUUGUGACGCAGUUUGAUGCCUUCAUUGAGUCCUUCAAGAACUUGGUGAACGCAGAAAAUGACAACAAGCUAUGGCUCCUGUCUCUCCUUAUGUUGAGUAUAGUAUUUAUACAGGUCUUAUUCAAUGAAAUGAUAGGGACAUUCCACUUCUAUGUGGUGCUGGUCGUGAUUGGAAUGACUCCCCUGCUAGUAUAUCAUCCAUUCAUAUGCUAUAUCUUUGCAUCUCGAAAGAUCAAGUUCUUCACAGCAGUCUGCAUCCUUGCAAUAAUAUUCACAAGCGCGACCCUGGUAGGAACCAUAAGGACACUGAUAGACAUUCUACAGAAGAAUUGA
Molecule: messenger RNA, 1245 nt
Organism: Encephalitozoon cuniculi GB-M1
Lineage: Eukaryota; Fungi; Microsporidia; Unikaryonidae
Exons: 1
Coding region: 1-1245 (414 amino acids)
Source: RefSeq, marked provisional